GGUAACGGACCAGUAAAAGUCACUGGACAGAUCACUGGCUUGGCGGAUGGAGAGCAUGGCUUUCACGUCCAUGAGUUUGGAGACAACACCAAUGGGUGCACUAGUGCUGGGCCUCACUUCAACCCCGAGCGCAAGCAGCACGGAGCUCCAAGUGACACCGAGAGGCACGUGGGAGACCUGGGCAAUGUGACUGCCAAGGGAGGAGUGGCCCAGGUGGAGAUUCAGGACUCUGUCAUCUCCCUCAGUGGCCCUCACUGCAUCAUCGGGCGCACCAUGGUGGUCCAUGAGAGAAGGGAUGACCUGGGCAGAGGGGGAGAUGAUGAAAGCAAAGCAACUGGAAACGCUGGGCCACGUUUAGCCUGUGGUGUGAUUGGAAUCGCCAAGAGCUAA
Molecule: messenger RNA, 390 nt
Organism: Acanthisitta chloris (rifleman)
Lineage: Eukaryota; Metazoa; Chordata; Aves; Passeriformes; Acanthisittidae
Gene: SOD1
Product: superoxide dismutase 1, soluble
Exons: 4
Biological process (GO): removal of superoxide radicals
Cellular component (GO): cytosol; mitochondrion; peroxisome
Molecular function (GO): copper ion binding; superoxide dismutase activity
Source: RefSeq, a predicted model, not a curated record